Molecule: messenger RNA, 809 nt
Organism: Ananas comosus (pineapple)
Lineage: Eukaryota; Viridiplantae; Streptophyta; Magnoliopsida; Poales; Bromeliaceae
Exons: 1
Coding region: 116-445 (109 amino acids)
Source: RefSeq, a predicted model, not a curated record
CCUGCCGACUUGCAAUAAGCAAGCGAGAGAGUUAUAUCUCUUCGGAGCCGGACUGCAAUUCAAAACCCUAAAAUCUAGAGGAACCCAUUCUCUCUCUCCCUCUCUAUCCGCGUCCAUGGGGAUGCUGUCGUGGUGGAAGGGCGGGCCCUCCUCUCCGCCGCCGGCGCCGGGGGCGGCGGCGCCGAACGCCCCCGCGAGCGGUCGAGGCGGGAAGCCCGACGGAGCGCCGGCGGCGGCGGAGGAGGUUCCGGGAUUGCACGGGGCGGUGGAGGUGCCGCGGCGGCCGGCGGACGUCACGGUGUUCGAGUUCGGGUCGGCGGCGGCGUCGGGCGACCGCGUGACGGUGGCCGGCUACUGCCCCGUCUCCGACGACCUCGAGCCCUGCCGCUGGGAGAUCCUCCCCGCCGCCGGCGACGACGCCCCCCAGUUCCGCAUCGUCUUCUGAUCGCAUUCGCCCCCUUCGGUAUCUCUCCGAUCUUCCUGUGAUGUUACUCCCAUCGAUUAUCGCCAUGUCUAGCUAUCUAUCGACCAUGCUAGUGUAAGAUGAUUGAGUGUUAAAGGAGUGGUUACUGGGUGCUAAUUAUUGUUUGGUUUUGUCGAAUUUGUGAUUUCUUGCAUGCAAUUCCUAUGUUUACUGCAGUGAGGGGAAACUGUUCUCUUUGUUUCCAUAAAAGAUAUCACGAUAUAAUUUCCGCAGUCCACUAGAAGAUGGAGGAGGAGUAGAUGUUUUCUUUUGUGUUCCAAAUCAUCUAUGUAAUGGUUGUUUAUUAAGAAUAAAAGAAUGAUGAAAGUGAUAGGUUGAGUCUUAA